Molecule: messenger RNA, 4446 nt
Organism: Trypanosoma conorhini
Lineage: Eukaryota; Euglenozoa; Kinetoplastea; Trypanosomatida; Trypanosomatidae
Product: putative myosin heavy chain
Exons: 1
Coding region: 1-4446 (1481 amino acids)
Biological process (GO): actin filament organization; vesicle transport along actin filament
Cellular component (GO): vesicle; actin cytoskeleton; cytoplasm
Molecular function (GO): actin filament binding; microfilament motor activity; ATP binding
Source: RefSeq, a predicted model, not a curated record
AUGGCGGGGGUGUCGUUGACGUCUCACGAGGGGUACCACGUGGGCGAUGCGGUAUAUUUUAACCACCCAACAGAGUGCUGGGUUCGCGGGACGCUAACCACCAUCAUACGUGUGACUAAAAAAGAUGGCUUCACACAUGUGCUGUACGGAUGCAGUGCCGUGGUGUCGGCGCGAUAUCUUCCGUCCCUGAGUGAGAACCCCUCCCUGGUGCAUGUCUACCCGCUGCAACAGCAAGACGUCCAUCACAUUAUUGAGUCAUGCGUUGAGCCCACAGAGCACAACACCCUAAAUGACCUCCUGGAUCUCUCCUACCUGCACGACGCAACCCUACUGGAGCAGGUGCGUGUUCGAUACUACGAAAACCUCAUUUACACACACAUUGGCCCCAUCACACUCGCACUCAACCCAUACGACUUCACCUUGCCCAACUACACCGAUAAUAACAUGGCAAAGUAUGUCAUGGAGGGACCCAAGGUGAUUGAUGCCCCAUCUAAAAACCUGCCGCACGCCUGGACAGUGGCGCAUUACAGCUACUGGCGCAUGUGUUCGGAUAAGCGCAACCAAAGUGUUAUUGUUAGCGGGGAAAGUGGUGCUGGCAAGACUGAAACGGCCAAAAUUGUCGUGAAAUACAUUGGUGUUGUGUCUACCGCGCAGUGCAGUUUGCAGGAAAAGUCUGGCGCCGAGGAACUCACCCACAAGGUGAACCUCACCUCUCCCAUACUCGAGGCAUUUGGUAACGCAAAGACCAAGAAAAAUGACAACAGUUCUCGAUUUGGGAAGUUUAUGAAAGUUUUCUUUAAGCAGUCCCCAACCGGUGGUGUGAUGACGGGAGCCUCGAUUACAGUGUACCUCCUUGAGCGCUCGCGUAUUGUUACUCAUAGCAAAGGUGAGCGAGGGUAUCAUAGCUUUUACCAAUUACUUGCUAGCAAUGGAGACGCAGUCAAAAAUCGCCGCCUCAACAAGCUGCAGCUAUCCUGCGCCGAGGAUUACCGCUGCACCGCAGUGGGUAAUGCGACGACGAUUGAGGGAGUGAAUGAUGCCAAGGACUUUGAAGACGUGAUGCGUGCAAUGGAGUUUGUGGGCAUGACUGAGGCGGAAUGUAACGCCGUGUGGAACACUGUGGGAGCUGUUUUACAUCUGUUGUCGUUGGAAUUUAAGGCGCUAACGGAUGACGAGUGCUGCGUGGACAUGACGGCGCAGAACACCGCGGUUCACGUCCGCAUGGCGAAGGAACUCCUUGGUUUGCCUGAUGACACGUUUUUUAAGGAGCUUGUCACGACGACGCAGCUGACGCGCGGGGAAACGAUUGUGCGGAAGCUGCGGGUAGCACAGGCCUUGGAUUUGUGCGAGGGGAUUGCAAAGGUGUUAUAUGAAGCACUCUUUUUGUGGCUUGUAGGACGCAUCAACGAACUAAUAAAAUCCCCCUCCGAGGACGAACGCGAAGAAAUGCCGUGGAUUGGGCUACUUGACAUCUUUGGCUUUGAAAACUUCUCGAAUGGGAAUUCAUUUGAGCAACUUUGCAUCAAUUUGGCCAACGAGGCUCUGCAGAAUCACUACAACAGCAUUGUCUUCACGCGCGAUAUCGAGGAAUGCCACAAGGAGGGAAUUAACACGGAGGGUGUUGUGUUUUACGACAACCAGCCCUGUAUGGAUCUCAUCUGUGGCGUGGACUUCUCCGGCUGUGGCCCGGGUGGGUCGUCCAGGACGACGAACAAGAUGUCUAUUCUGCACCUUCUCGACGAGGAGUCCUCGCUUGCGAAGGGAAGUGACUUGGCCUUUCGCGAAAAGGUCUGCGACGCGUACGGAGGACGCCUACUCGACGGCAAAGGCGGACACCCAAACUUUUUACGUGUCAAGACCGACCGCAGUUCUUUUGUCGUUAGGCACUAUGCAGGGAAUGUCACGUACAACGUGGAGGGAUUUCGAGCCAAAAACUGCGAUGCGACGAAGCAGACGCUCAAGGAUGCCAUAUGCUCCAGUACAAUUCCCUUUGUGGCAUCCCUGCUUGACCGCAAAGCCUCCGGCGCCGGGAUGGCCGGAAAAGCCACGGUGAGCGCCUUCUUUAAGAAGCAACUGGUGCAGCUUAUGACGGAGCUCAACGGAACUCACCCACACUGGAUACGAUGCAUCAAACCACACGUCUCAAAAAAGCCGCGGAUGUUUAAUGGCUGUGAAGUCAUGACUCAGAUGCGUUCCGCCGGAGUUCUUGAAACAAUCAAAAUUCGUCAAAACUCCUUCUCGGUUCGUCUACCUUUCGCAGAUUUUCUACGGGCGCAUAAAGUGCUUACGUUGGAGUUGCAUCCCAGUGUACUCGCCUUUUGUCGUUCUCUCAGUGUGACCCUGGCAGGGUUUCAGGCACCGUUUCCCGCCAACGCCUCGGAGGGAGAGAUGGUGCGGGAGAUUCUGAGGCGUGCUGGCUCAGAUUCAAAUUCUCAAGGGCAAGUGGGGCGCACAAAAGUAUUCCUCAGGAUGGAGACCUCGCAGCACUUGGCUUCUAUCGUGCGUACCGCGCAGAAAGGCUGUUUACUGAUGAUCCAAGCGGCUACCCGGUGGACUUCGUCAUGUGGCACUGCCCACAGAAAAUAUCUUCGUCACCAACUUCAGCUUGUCGCCGCAGCUUUGCGCUCGAUUUGUUCGCAGUUGUGGAUGCGGCGGAUGGAGUUACGUCAGAAGGAGAAUUACUUUUUAACUGUCUUUCGAUGGAUUCUACUGGUUCAGAACGCGGAGGCAGAAAGGCGUAGCUGCUUGGAGGAAGAGGAGGGUACGACGCACUUGCUUUUAUUGCACAGUGCGGAUAAGGAAAGAGACGCCAUCACGCAUCUCUUGCUGAAGCGAAGAGAAGAAGAGGAUGCUGCGAUACAACGUGCGCUUAUCAUUAUGGAGAGUGAAGCCCGCUGUGCCCUUGAAAAGGAUGGCGUUGUCUCUCUGAAGUGUCUCUAUGAGGCAAUGGGAUUAAUUAUACUUGAGGAGAAUGCACGCGACGACCUGGAGCUGGAGGAGACAAUGGAGCGGAGAUCUACCCUUGAGCAUGCGCAGAGGGAAAUGAACAGACAUUUGGCGCUGUGGUUUGUUCACGUGACGGAGAAGCAGCGAUUGGAGUUACUAGAAACGGAGGGCGCACACCGCCGCAGAACGACAGAAGAAGAGAGCACAACAUUUGCCCUCUUGUGUGGCUUGCACCGUCUCCUUUUAUCGGAGACGAUGGCCCGGGGUUUCCUUCUUGAGGAAGAGUCCGAUGCCUUUUCUGACUGGCGUCAGGGCUGGGAUAGUGAGUGGCUACGUAUGGAAAAGCUUUGGCUGGCACGCAAUUGCAUCACCGGUCGCCGCAUGAUUCUGCUUUUGCAGAAAAGUGAAGUGGAGGCUAGACGAAGGGUGGAGUAUUUGUACAACCACUCCGUUGUGGAGCUACUCGAGGCUGCUGUGCAGGGGGAGGCGCGCGCUCUAGAAAGCGAAAGGGAACGCCUGGCACUGGAGGAGGAGGAACGACGGCUGUUGGAAGAAGAGGCACACUUCAUAGCGAAUGAGGAAGAGCGUCGACGCUUCAACGCCAUCCGAGAGGCCGCACAGCAACAUUGGAGUAACUUGCUGGAAGAAGAACGACUUGUGAAGGAGAUCAAACGAGUUGAGAAGGCGAACCAAACUAUUCUCGCAGCCAAGGCAGAACUCACGCGUGAGUACACGCUACUCUGCCGGCGGAAGGAAAUUGCAGGCGGGAGGUCGAGUCCCAUGGCCAACAAAUUUAGGGACAUGAGGGAGCUUGAGGAGCACCGGCAUCAUCAGAAGGCCCUCUCGCAUAAGCUUGCGACGAACCAAAAGUUACUGCUUGACAUGGAAAGGAAUUUAAUGGUGUUUCGCUCCAAGACCUCGCUAAGGCCCCCUUCACGACAAACGCCCUCGUUGGUCCAGUCUACAAGUUCGCCCCAGCCGCGGGAAGAUAUCUCGCUUCACGCGUUGCAACACGUCUCUGUUAGCGGGGAGGGAUCUUUGCACCUUAUUCACCGCAUGCAUCUAAUGAAGGGGCUCGCCAACAGCCGUGCGCGAGAGUCUAGCAGGAUGCCUGGCGCAUUGACUGCGGCGAACCGUCUGGAGGUGUACCGCAAAUCUCGGGAAAGGAGGAAGCGUGAGGCAUCGGCGGCACAGAUAACAAAAACGAAGGCCCCGUCACCUUGCAGUGAUUGCGCGGAGCGAGAAAUGCGCACCCGCUUGACGUCAGCGCAGCGCCCUCCCCCAGUGGACUAUUGUCUCCAGCGUAACCCUUUUGAGGACGACUGGGCUCCUGCCCCUCCUGACGCUGACGCGUUGUAUUGGGUGUCUACACCACAAGGGGAACGGGUCCCAUUGCUGCCUGUAGAGAAGUACAAUUUCUCCGGCCCUCGGGACAAUGACACGAAUGGGUGUGGUUGUAGAGAUUACCGCGAUCCCUAUUUAUACUGCUUUGCUCGUUAG